AUGAAGAUUAAUUUAUAUAAAAAUUGUUUAUCAAUACUACUAUUUUAUAUAUUGCAAUAUAUAUUAUUAAUAAAUGGAACACCAAGUGCCUCAAGUGUCUCAAAUUGGUCUACACAAUUAGAAAAUGCCUUUCAAAAAUUUUUUUCAGAAAUUGGUCAACCAGAUUCUAUAAUUGAAAGGUACCAAAAAUAUGCUGAAUCAAAAAUUUUUGAUCCACGUUCUGAAUUAAAAAAGAUAAAAAAAGAAAUAGAAAAAUAUAUGGGUCAUCGUGCAAAAUUAGCAUGGCAAGCAAAAUCUAGUCUUCAAGCAAAAGCAUUACCACAACUUAAUGCAACUAGAGUAAAUGAUCCUUCAGAUUCACAAUUUAUUAGAUAUAUGAAUGCAAAAUUAGAUUCUGAUGGUACAGUAGUAUAUAAAGAUGGUGCUGAAAGAGUCGCAAUACAUAUAAAUAGCACAAGACGUUUCCAGUACCAUGUUAAUACAAAUUUUUAUGGUUUAAAAACAAGUUUUGAAGCUAGUGCUGUUCAUUUUCCUACACCUGUAUAUAAUAGACAACCAGAUUUAUUAAUGCAAGUUUUAUGGUCAGAUAUUGAUCAAUUUUAUCAAAAAAAUAAAGAAAGAGUUAAAGAUUUAUUUUUUCAAAGUUUUUGUUCAGAAAGUGGUUUUUUAAGGUAUUUUCCAGCAUCACCAUGGAAAUUUGAUAAUGAACCAUCAAGAUUAGAUCUUUAUGAUUGUCGUAAUACAGAGUGGUUUUUAGCAUCAGCAACAAUGCCAAAAAGUAUUAUUAUAAUGUUAGAUUUAUCAGGUUCAAUGUUAGGACAAAGAUUUGAAAUAGCUAAACAAACUGUAGAAACAAUAUUAGAAACAUUAAGUGAUAAUGAUUAUUUUAAUAUUAUUCCAUUUUCUAAAACAGCUAAUCUUUUAGGAACAUGUGAUGACGAUAAUUUAUUAUUACAAGCUACAUUAAGAAAUAAAAAAAUAUUACGAUCUAAAUUAUCUGCAGUUGUUUCUGAAGGCAAAGCAGAUUAUGAGGUAGCUUUAGCUAAAGCUUUCUCAACAAUAUUAAAUCUUACAAAUGAGUUAACAUGGAAAACAAAAGAAGAAUAUGGAAAUGAAUUGCUUUUGGGUAAAGGAAAUGUUAGCUUACGUGAAAAAUGCUUUACUCUUGAGGAUCACGUUGUAUGUGGUGAUCCAGCUUAUUUUGAACAUAUAACUAAUAUGAAUGAUCCAUCAAAAAAUAAAAAUAUUGGUUGCAAUAAUGCAAUAAUGUUAAUUACUGAUGGUGCACCUGGUUAUUAUAAAGAAAUUUUUGAAUUAUACAAUAAAGAUAGGCGGGUUAGAUUUUUUUCAUUUUUAAUAGGUGAAGAAGCUGUUGAUUUUGAUCAAGUAAAAUGGAUGGCUUGUAUAAAUAGAGGUUUUAUGGUACAUAUUAAUAAUAUGGCAGAUGUUCAUGAAAAAGUACAACAUUAUAUAAAAGUUAUGUCAAGAUCUGUAGGGUAUAUAGCAUCAAAUAUUAAAGAAGAAGAUGCUAUUUGGAGUGGAAUACAAUUAGAACGUGUAAGUAAUAAAUUUGUUACAACAGUUGGUUAUCCUGUUAUAUUAAAUGAUGAUGUUAUGGGUGUAUCAUCAGUUAGUAUUCCUUUAACGGAAUUAAAUCAAUUUGCUACACCAUCAAUGAUUGGUGCUAAAAGUCAUUUUUUUAUGUUAGAUAAUAAUGGAUAUGUUGUGAUACAUCCACAAUUAACACCUUUUGAACCAGAUACAGAAAAAUUAAAAUCUGGAUAUAAUAAUAUGGAUUUAGUUGAAAUUGAAGUUUUAUCACAAGAUAAAAUUGAUUUAGAUGAAACACAUAUUUUUACAUGUGAUAAUACUGAAACACCAACAUGGAGUGUUUUAUAUGCUGUUGAAAAUAUGAAACGUGUAUAUCCUCAAGUAAAUAAAUAUUAUACAGAAUGUAUAAAUAAUACUGAAUUUAUAAUUGGUUUUGCAAUUGGUGAAGGUGAUGAAAAAAGAAUUGAACAUAAAAAUAAUAAAAUAGAUUAUUCUAAUGUUGAUAUAUCAUGGUUUGUUAAUACAAAUUUUGUUAUUCAUCCAGAAUGGAGAUAUUGUUUACUUAAUGAUUCUGAUUAUGAUAUAACACCAGAAGAUGCAUUAAAAAAUUAUGCUUUAGAAAUGAAAAGAUCUGGUAAAUUACCAGAAUUAUGUAAAAGUAGAGAAUAUUUAGUUAAUCAAGUAUUAUUAGAUGCUCAAGCAACAAAAGAUUUAAAAGAAAUAUGGCAACAAAAAUGGGCUGAACAUCUUGAAGAUAGAAUAAAUUUAGUUUUUUUUGCUACACCAUCAGGUUUAAUAAGAUAUUAUGAUGAAAAUGUUGAAGGUUUUAAAUAUUUAUCUGAUAUUGAUAAUACUACAGAAAGACAAAAUUAUCUUCAUAAACAUUUUAUUAAAGAUUUUCAUAGAAAAUCAACAGAAGAAGCAUGGUAUAAAAGAGCUGUUAGAAUGAAAGAAAGAAUUGUUAUUGAUAUUAAUCCAAAAUAUCAAAUACAAUAUGAUGGUACAAAAGAAACUGCUUAUAAAAUGUAUGAAAAUAGUACAAUUUUAGCUCAUGCAUAUAAAGCAAUUUAUUAUGAUGGUGCUGUUGUUGGUGUUUUAGGAAUUGAAUUUGAUUAUGAUUAUAUUGUAGGAACAAUAGAUAAAAUAGGUUGUGGUCCUAAUUCACGAAAUAAUUGGUGUUUCUUAUUAGAUGAACAUGGUUAUAUUAUAUACAGUAGUAAAGGAAAUACUACAUUUUCCUCAUAUCUAAAACCAGGAUCAUUAGAUUCACGCAAUAAAGAUAAUGUUCUUGGAAAAUGGUUUGGUAGAGUAAAUAGAGUUACUGAGGCAGCAAUGAAAAAAUUAACAGACCCAAAAUAUAAUUAUUAUAGUGUAAAUAAAUUUGUUGAUUACCAAGCAGUAUGUAUAAAAGAAAAACCAGUAGUUGCUCAUGCAAGUAUUUUACCAGUAUCACCACUUAAAAAUUUUAUAAAUAUAAUUACAUGGUUUGUUAAAAGUAUUGUCAAAUUGGCUAAAACAAUUAAUCUUCCAUUUAUUUUAAAUAUGUUUGAUGCCGCUAAAGCUAAUGGAUAUACACCAUCAUUUCAAAAAACAGAAAAUAAUUCAUAUGCAUGUGAAAAAGAGUCACCAUUUUUUAUAGCAAAUUUUGAUAAAAAACAUGAGACAUAUCCAAGUUUAAAUGAAAAGAAUACUUAUGACAGACCAUGCACAAAUCAUGGUAACUGUGCUAUUAAAUUAUAUGCAUCAUGGGUACAUGGAACUAAUUUACUUCUUGUUUCAAUUGUAAAUACACCAGAAUCUAAUUGUUAUGAUGAGACACAAUGUGCUAUACAGGAUGACAAAGAUUUAAAAUUUGAAUUUAAAGUUAAAACAGAUCCAGGUGAUUUAGGUGUAACAACCCCUUUACCAACCUCAACAACAGAAGGUGAUAGUGGUAUAAAACCAAAAAAGAUAGAUAUAAUUGCGAGUAAUUUAAAUAACAUCUUGUCAGCCAAAACAACACCAAUGCCAAAUCUUGCACUUUCAACUCCAAUUGAUAAAAAAUUUUUCAAAUGUAAAAAGUCACCAAGUAAAAGGAGAAUAAAAGCCAUUGAAACAUGUAGUGCUUUUAAUGUAUCAUUUUUUGAAGCAGCGCAACCGUGUUCUGGUGAGAUAAAGGUACCGGUUUACGGAAGUAAUUUAAUCUUAACAAUAUUUUUAUACUGGAUACUUACAACAUUUUACUGGUAG
This is a messenger RNA of Strongyloides ratti, 3780 nucleotides long. Its product is annotated as von Willebrand factor, type A domain and Cache domain and VWA N-terminal domain-containing protein. NCBI's taxonomy places the organism in Eukaryota, Metazoa, Nematoda, Chromadorea, Rhabditida, Strongyloididae. Gene Ontology annotation, molecular function: voltage-gated calcium channel activity. Gene Ontology annotation, cellular component: voltage-gated calcium channel complex. The record is from RefSeq and is a predicted model, not a curated record. The coding region runs from base 1 to 3780 and encodes 1259 amino acids. The transcript has 8 exons.